AAUCCCCAAAAUACUUUUCUGAAAAUCACACAAGCAGAGAAAAAAAGAGCGAGAGAUAGAAAUUUCCAGCAAGAAAGUAAUUGAGAUUGAAAUUGCAAGAGAAACAGAAAUAAGAAGAAGAAGAUUCAUUUAGCGAUCCGUAUUGUAAGAAAUAAUCCAGUUUGAUCUACUACACUCACGUUAUAAAAUGGCAACAAGAACUCUUGGAGUGAUGCAAGAUGAGAAUUUGCAUUCUCACUUUCGAGGCCCAUCUCGAAAGGCAUUGACCAACAUUACAAAUUCUUCAAAGCUAUCUCCACACAAGGCAGCAUCAAAGAAGAAUCUGUUGAAGAAAUCUGACAAUGAGCAGAAUGGUCUGUAUAUCAAUCCUGGUUUCAUCAAUUCAAAUGUGAAAUCAAAUUUCAAAGGGGAGACUGUUGGGGGGAAAUCAAAAGUUUCAGAUGGUCCAAAGAAAGCAGGACUGGGUGGUGGUGGUGUUAGGAAACCACUGGGUGACAUUACAAACUCGAGGAAGUUGUCUCUUAAGCAGGAAGUAAAGAAUACUAAUCCUAAGAAAAUGAAUGACAUUGCUGGAGAGCGGUUCUUACACGAUCAUCAGAAAUGUAUUAAAUCACAAAAUUGUGAAAUGGAUAGCAAGUUGCUUCUUAAAACACUUGGAUUUGAUGAUGAUUUCUCUGUGCAAUUGAGUAAGCCACGCAUUGUUCCAGCUUCGUUACCACCAAAGGUUGACUCAUUCAGCUCUUUAAAGUCUUUGGAGUAUGAUGAGAUUCCAGAGUUACUCUAUGAAUUUCGAUCCCCACCUCGAUGCCGCACUCCUGAACACCACAGUACCUCUCCCUCGAUGGACCGAUAUGCAUUUUCUCCUACUCUGAUGUUGCUUGGAUCGCCAUAAAUGUUCAAGUACUGGAACUUGUAAAGGUUUGUGGGCGUACACUCUAGUAGUUACUACUACUGAUUUUGGAACUUGGAUCUCUUUCUGUAGAGGUUCUGUAGGCUUACAGGUAGUUACUACUACUGGUUCUGGAACUUGGAUCUCUUUCUGCAGAGAUUGUUUACUACUAUGUUGUUUCGCGCUUUAGAAAUUAAAGUAAACUGGUUACUUUGCUGAUUUUGUUUGUAGUAGUUGAACUCAGUUUAGACAUUCUUCUCUACUGUGAACAAGAAUCAUGUAAUGUAUUGGUUUGUUAUUAUUAAUACAAGUUGUUUCAGUAAAA
Papaver somniferum (opium poppy) is the source of this 1214-nucleotide messenger RNA. RefSeq names its product protein PATRONUS 2-like. The transcript is spliced from 6 exons. The record is from RefSeq and is a predicted model, not a curated record. Gene Ontology annotation, biological process: regulation of mitotic cell cycle. Lineage: Eukaryota; Viridiplantae; Streptophyta; Magnoliopsida; Ranunculales; Papaveraceae. The coding region runs from base 188 to 892 and encodes 234 amino acids.